CACAACAAUCCAUCAAACACUAUAAUUUUACUCCAUCUUCUUCUUCAACAUGGCUUCAUUCUUCAAAUUAGGUUAUUUUUUCUUGGUUAUGGCAAUGUGGGUAGGUCAAAUUUCCUGCCGUGAUCUUCACGUCAACUCGUUAUCCAUGAAAGAACGACACGAGAAGUGGAUGGUUAAACACGGAAAGGUUUACAAAGACGAGAAAGAGAAAUCGAAAAGAUUUGAGAUUUUCCAAAGUAAUGUUGCGUAUAUUGAAUGGUUUAAUGCCGUUAGAAAAGAAUCUUACGUUCUUGGAGUUAACAGAUUUGCGGAUUUAACUAACGAUGAGUUUACGGGUAUUUGGAAUGGUUACAAGAGGCCUCUUGGUAAACCAAGAGCCGUAACGCCGUUUAUGUACGGGAAUGUUACUGUUUUGCCUUCGAGUAUUGAUUGGAGAAGACGGGGAGCUGUUACUCCAAUCAAGGAUCAAAAGAAAUGUGGAAGUUGCUGGGCUUUCUCAGCCGUAGCAGCAACAGAAGGCAUCCACAAGCUAAGAACCGGAAAACUAGUCUCACUCUCCGAACAAGAGCUCGUAGACUGCGACAGAGGCGAAGAUCAAGGCUGUCAAGGCGGACUAAUGGAAGACGCAUUCAAAUUCAUCAAACGAAACAAAGGAAUCACAACCGAAGCUAACUACCCAUACAGAGGAGUCGACGGGAAAUGCAACACCAAAAGAGAAUCCUCCAAAGUAGCCAAAAUCACCGGCUACCAUGUCGUCCCCUCGAACAGCGAAGCUGCAUUGCUAAAAGCUGUGGCUCACCAACCUAUAUCGGUAUCCAUUGACGCCGGUUCAGUGUCAUUUCAGUUCUAUAAAGGCGGUGUGUAUACGGGCAGCUGUGGAACUGAUUUGAACCAUGGUGUUGUGGCGGUAGGGUAUGGAAGAAGUAGCUCGGGUUCGAAGUAUUGGAUUGUGAAAAACUCAUGGGGGACGGGCUGGGGUGAACGAGGUUACGUGCGGAUGAAGAGAGAUGUUAGAUCAAAAAAAGGGCUUUGUGGUAUAGCUAUGGAUAGUUCUUAUCCGACUGCUUAAGUUAUUAGUUAUCUUCAUCACCUUAUAAUUAUAGGAAUAAUUAAGAUUGGUUUAA
Molecule: messenger RNA, 1124 nt
Organism: Mercurialis annua (annual mercury)
Lineage: Eukaryota; Viridiplantae; Streptophyta; Magnoliopsida; Malpighiales; Euphorbiaceae
Product: senescence-specific cysteine protease SAG39-like
Exons: 2
Coding region: 50-1069 (339 amino acids)
Cellular component (GO): lysosome
Molecular function (GO): cysteine-type endopeptidase activity
Source: RefSeq, a predicted model, not a curated record